AACGCUCCUGUUCUUCUGGCUGCGUUUGACCGUUUGUGACAACAGCAGCAGCAUCAGACUGCUGGGAUAACCUAAUGAUGGAAGAAUUUGAAGAUGGGGAAGCUCCUCCGGCUGAGGACCUGGUCCAAUGCAACACCUGUAAAAGAUGUUUCUUCCCUAAAGUCCUGGAGAAACAUACUAAAAUCUGCCAAAAGUCUGCAGCUAAAAAGAGAAAGGUUUUUGACUCCAGUAGACAGAGAGCCGAGGGAACAGACAUCCCCACACUCAAACCCAUAAAACCAAAGUCACAAAGUUCAGCUGCUGCUCAGAAAGCAGAACCCCCGAAGAAGCCGUCCAACUGGCGCAAGAAACACGAGGACUUCAUCGCCACCAUCCGGGCUGCUAAAAACGUCACUCAGGUCAUGAAGGAUGGGGGACCCUUACCCCCACCUCCGCCUCCCACUUAUGACCCAGACUACAUCCAGUGUCCUUUCUGUCAGCGGCGGUUCAACGAGAGUGCAGCUGACAGACACAUCAAGUUCUGCCAGGAGCAGGCUGCCCGUAUGCCCAACAAAAGCAAGUCAGUUGACGUCAAGAAGCCUCCAGCUCGCACACAGCAAAAGGCUCCUGGUCUUGUGAAGAAGGCCAACUCUCCUGCUGUGUCAACCAUCCCUUCGGCCUCCUCUCGUUUACCCCAGAGAUCCGGCCUUGGACAGUCCACUGGAAUCCCCUCUAGUAAGGUCUCCUCUGCAGGUUCAGUGAGGAGUAACCCUUCUGGCCUGACAAGCCCACCUUCGGGUGUGGGAAGUAAGACCCGAGCAGUGGGCUCUGGCUAUGGCUCUUUGAGGAACACUCCAUCUGGAACGGGACUCAACAAGAAGAAAGUAGACGCCUACAUCUCGAGGAAUGAUGAAGAUGGCGGGAAUAAUGUUGGCAAUGGUGGCAUGAAGAGCAAGUUUUGUCACGCCUGUGGGACCAAGUACCCGGUGGAAUCUGCCAAAUUCUGCUGCGAGUGUGGGAUCAGGAGGAUGUGUAUUUGAUGGAGGUCAGAUGAAAGAGAAGGCAGAAGGGAGUAGGAAUGCACUGGUAUGCAGGUUAGCAACAGGAAUUUCACCAAAGUUAAUUAAAAACUAAAUUAUAUUUUCCCACUUGGGUGUAGUUUCCUGGCAGUACAACUGUGCGUAUGACUUACAACCCUAUGGAGCUCAAUUUGGAAUAGGUCAAACCCUGCAUUUUCAAUACACAGAUGUAACUAUGACUUACAAUAAACGAUGCAUUAGUUUCUCUGACUUACUUUGACUGGCGGUAGUCGGAUCUCAGUGGUAAACUGAUGCAAAACAGUAAACAAAGUAAAAAAAAAAAGCAAUUCAGUUUCAACAUUUGAAAGGUAUUAGAGUAUCUUUAGAUGAAAGCAGAGGACAUGUGAGUGAGAACAGAUACAAGGUAAGAAGUAAAUAAGUCGAAAAAGGAAGUUAAUGAAGGGUGUUGGAUGUCUCAUUAGAAAUGAUUGUCCCCUUAUCUUAAUCCCCUGUCAGUUUUGAUUUGAAACACAUUCCUUGAUCCUGUCUGCCUCCGCAUUUCCAAAAUCGAACACAAUCCCAUUGAAGUGCAAUAUGAUUGACUACUGAAAAAAAAAGAAGCAACGUGCUUUUGUAAAGAUAAUGAGUUGAAAUUCUUUAUCUUAUCUUCCUUGUUUUGACAGGGACCAGUCCAACAAUUCACUAGCUAUUAAAGGUCAGUGCACCCUUCCAGGUCACUUUACAGGCAAAUUUUCUCAUUUUAUUAUCUUCAUAGUCAAAUGUAGCGUUUACUCAGUACCUUUUAUUCCCUGUCGUUUUCUACAGUGGGCCGAGUUAUUUAUUUUCUUAUUCCCUUUCAUUUUUAUUAAAAAAAGAAAGGACUGCGCCUUGUCUUUUAAUGCUUUGCGGAAUUAAAAUGUGUUUUUAUUUGGAUUUGUAUGAAGCCUAAAUGCACUUGGAUGUGUUGCCGUUUUCCUUUUUUAAUGUUUCUAUUCAGUCAGUAUUCAGUGCAUUAAGGUGUUUAGGAUAAAAAGUACAGGGCUACUGUUAAUGAAUUCAUUUGCAGGUGGGACACUACGCGAGACCUCUCCUCGAGGCAAUUAAAGUAAUUUAGCGGUGAUAAACUCUGACGCUCUAUAAGCGGUUUGUUCCAGAACUGUAUCCAUGCUACGUAACCAGAAAUGUUUCAACCGACUUUCAAAAUGUAGUGAGUACGACAGUUGCCAGCCUGGAUACGGUUGUGCUCCUAAUGCCAUGUAUAUCCACCAUAAAUAAACUUCUAUGAAGACA
This is a messenger RNA of Mugil cephalus (flathead mullet), 2288 nucleotides long. It is a transcript of the gene zc2hc1a, whose product is annotated as zinc finger, C2HC-type containing 1A. The transcript has 10 exons. Bases 75 to 1019 code for a protein of 314 amino acids. Lineage: Eukaryota; Metazoa; Chordata; Actinopteri; Mugiliformes; Mugilidae. The record is from RefSeq and is a predicted model, not a curated record.